CCGCCUCGCCGCCCUCCUCUUUGCGCCCCGGGCUUUCCAGAGCGACUGCCACCUCUCCCGGAGCGGGCGCGGGCCCACGGGGGCCGCACCGGUGUUGCGGGGCUGGCAGCGCGGGCUGAGGAGGCGAGGGGGCUCUUCCCCUCGUAGGGCGGACCGGGAAUCCCCCUCCUCCCUCCCAUGAUGGCGCCUCCCCGCCGCUUCCAGGAGCUAACCUGCCACCUCUUUUUCCCUUCGCGCCCAGCGGGCGGGGCAGGGUUCGGCCGAGGUUCACCUCGCGUCUUUGUUGGGUCUGCAGUGGGGAAACCGCUGUUCUUCGGCCCCCGAGCUUCGCCCGCGGCCCUGCAAGACCUCUGUGGCCUCCCUCCGCCUCAGCCAGCUCCCGGUUUCUCUUUCCCUUUCUGCAACCCCGCGGAGGCCGUCUGCGCGGCCCGCGGGCCCAUUGUGUCCCGUGUCGACCGGGCGACCUUUGCGGGAGUUUGGGGGCAGACGCCGGCGUUGCCCUUUACGCACUGGGCGCCUGGCGGAGCGGGUCUCGAGGAGGAGGGCAUCCGGUGCUCUGGGCCCCUCCGCGUCCCAGACGUGUUGCCUUCUCUGCCCCUACAAGCGACUUUGGGGUCGAGGUCAAGGAAAGUUCGCACGGAAAUUCCCUCUAAUUUAUUCAGAGGUUUGGCGGCGCGAAAAUUUUCUUUUUUUCUUUUCCGCCUACAACCCGAGUCUUAAGUGUCGUCUCAUUCCUUUCCCUUUACCGGAUUCGAUUGCCUCACUGCAUGUGUAUUUGUGCUGACUUGGGUUACUUUUUGAAACACUGAGAAUAGUAAUUUCUACUUUGUAAGACCUCAAAACUAAGAAGCUAAAGAGAGUCUUAUUUAAAUAAAGUGAAGCCUCUUCUGCUGUCCUUUUGCACUUGGAGACUCCUUUCUCUCUCCACACCAGAGGAGUAUAUAACUAGGGCAGUCAAUAUGAACGUGACAAGUUUGUUUUCCUUCACAAGUCCAGCUGUGAAGAGACUUCUUGGGUGGAAACAGGGUGAUGAAGAAGAAAAAUGGGCAGAGAAAGCUGUUGAUGCUUUGGUGAAAAAACUGAAGAAAAAGAAAGGUGCCAUGGAGGAACUGGAAAAGGCCUUGAGCUGCCCGGGGCAACCCAGUAACUGUGUCACCAUUCCCCGCUCGCUGGACGGCAGGCUACAGGUUUCCCACCGGAAGGGACUGCCUCAUGUCAUUUACUGCCGCGUGUGGCGCUGGCCUGAUCUUCAGAGCCACCAUGAACUAAAACCACUGGAAUGCUGUGAGUUUCCUUUCGGGUCCAAGCAGAAGGAGGUCUGUAUCAAUCCCUACCACUAUAAGCGAGUAGAAAGCCCUGUUCUUCCUCCAGUCCUGGUUCCAAGACACAGCGAAUAUAAUCCUCAGCACAGCCUCUUAGCUCAGUUCCGUAACUUAGGACAAAAUGAGCCUCAUAUGCCACUCAAUGCCACUUUUCCGGAUUCUUUCCAGCAACCCAACAGCCACCCGUUUCCUCAUUCACCCAACAGCAGUUACCCAAACUCUCCUGGGAGCAGCACUAGCACCUACCCGCACUCCCCCACCAGCUCAGACCCAGGAAGCCCUUUUCAGAUGCCAGCUGAUACGCCACCACCUGCCUACCUGCCUCCUGAAGACCCCAUGACCCAGGAUGGCUCACAGCCCAUGGACACAAAUAUGAUGGCACCGUCACUACCCUCAGAGAUCAGCAGAGGAGAUGUUCAGGCAGUUGCUUACGAGGAACCAAAACACUGGUGCUCUAUUGUCUACUAUGAGCUCAACAAUCGUGUGGGUGAAGCGUUCCAUGCCUCCUCCACAAGUGUGUUGGUGGAUGGUUUCACUGAUCCUUCCAACAAUAAGAACCGUUUCUGUCUUGGGCUGCUAUCCAAUGUUAACCGGAAUUCCACUAUUGAAAACACUAGGCGGCAUAUUGGAAAAGGAGUUCACCUUUACUACGUUGGAGGGGAGGUAUAUGCCGAGUGCCUCAGUGACAGUAGCAUCUUUGUGCAAAGUCGGAACUGCAACUACCAUCAUGGAUUUCAUCCCACUACUGUUUGCAAGAUCCCUAGUGGGUGUAGUUUGAAAAUUUUCAACAACCAAGAAUUUGCUCAGUUAUUGGCACAGUCUGUGAACCAUGGCUUUGAGACCGUCUAUGAGCUCACAAAAAUGUGUACCAUACGCAUGAGCUUUGUGAAGGGUUGGGGUGCCGAGUACCACCGCCAGGAUGUCACUAGCACCCCCUGCUGGAUUGAAAUACACCUGCAUGGUCCCCUGCAGUGGCUGGAUAAAGUUCUCACGCAGAUGGGUUCACCACAUAACCCUAUUUCAUCUGUGUCUUAAAGGGCCUUAGGCUUCUGCCUCUUGAAAACUGUUGAGCCUUGCAUGUACUUGAAGGAUGGAUGAGUCAGACACAAUUAAGAACUGACAAAGGAGCCUUGAUAAUACUUGACCUCUGUGACCAACUGUUGGAUUCAGAAUUUAAAAACCUUGGUAACAUACUGUUGAUAUCAAGAACCUGAUUAGUUUACAUUGUAACGUUCUAUUGUAAAAUCAACUAAAAUGCCGCCUUUUAGCAGGACUUUGUGUAUAGUUAAAGGAGAGAUGGCCAAGCCAGGGACAGAUUAUCUUAUUGGAAAAAAUGGUCCUAAGAGAUUCUUUUGUGUUUGGCACUUUAAGGUCAUCAUUUGGCAGAAGUUUAGCAUUAAUGGUUAGUCUUUCUGAAGUGUGUUUUUAUCAGGUUUAGAGCCCAUGUUGAGUCUUUUUUUCCAUGGGUUUUCAUAAUAUUUUAAAACUAUUUGUUUAGGAAUGGUUUUAUUGUUUGUUUUUAAAGUCACGUUUAAUCUUGAUGAUAUACAUAGUAAUCUUUCUAAAAUUGUAUGCUGACCUCCUGCUGUCAGAAUAAUGUUAGGCAUAUGCUCUUUGCUAAAUAUGUAUGUACAGAAUAUUUGGAAGUUAAGAAUUAAUUAGACUAGAGGAUUUAGAAGUAUUUGAGGGGGGUGGGGGAGAGGGAAAUGACAACUGCAAAUGUAGAAUAUACUAUAAAAAUUCAGUUUGUUGCUUUAAAGAAACAAACUGAUGUCUGAAUUUUGCUGUGUUUCUAUUUUUCAGAGAUUUUAUCCUACUUUUAACUUUUUUUUGGCAUUCUUUCAUCCUGUCCCCUCCAAAAAGCAAUUACGCAGCUGGUUAAUUCAUCUGACUGUGAGAGCAAACGAAUAAUUCUGCUAUCCUGAAAUUGACUGCCUGUAUGUUUCAAUACCAAUUGUAUUGAGUGCGUGAAUUUACUAAGCAGUUUUAUGGAGUUUACAUUACAGAAAUAGGCUUUAAUUUUCGAGCAAAUUGUUUGCCAAAUCUAGUAACUGUUAAAUACUUGGAGGAUUUAAAGAACAUCCUGUUUAAAUCCAUUUCAAACUUUUUUUAAUUUUUUGUACUAUGUUUGGUUUUAUUUUUCUUCCACUAAUCUUUUAUAUUCAUUCACACUCUAGUACGUUGAGUACUUUUAUUCCAAAACUAGUGGGUUUUCUCUACUGGAAAUUUUAAAUAAACCUUUCAUUAUUGCUUACUUUGAUUAAUAAUUUGUUGCUUCCUUUCUUCACGUACUAGAUUUUAGGAUUAAUAAGAUUUGGUACUCUUUUGAGAUAUUCUUUGCCAAGCAUAUUAACAAAUUAAAUUACUAAUACAGAGACAGGGAGACAGAAUGAUGAUGUAGAGAGCAAAGUCACUUUAAAUCAGAAAAGAAAGGACUGCGAAACUUAAAAAAUUAAGAAUAAACUAACUAGCAAAAUCUGGAAUUCCAGAUCUAAAUAUAUAAACUUUCUUAUGGAGGAAUUAAAUAGCAGCAGCAAUUAUUGGUCAAUCAACAUGAAAAUACCAAUUUCUAAACUUCAGAUAUAAGAUUGCACGAGUAACUAUGAAAGGAUGUAAUAUUGGGGAAGGGUUGAGAACUAAAGAUGCAACAUGAGAAAAUGAUUACUUUUGCAGUCUACUUGUAUUAGAAUGAUCCUCGUACCCUGUCCCAAUAAUAUUUACCCAUAAGCAACACACCACUCUUCUCUGACCAAAAAGAUGCCACUCUCUCUCCUUUACUUUUUUAUGCCUCUUUCCUGGAGUGUGUUUACCAGUCCUGAGGUUUAAGGACUCUCUUUUUUCCCCUUUUUAAAAGCAUUUUAAAAGAAGAAAGUGUCUUGCUUUAUUCAAAACAACAACAACAACAAAUACAACAUUUAUUCUCCAAAUUAUAACCAAGCAAAAAUUUUUGCUGCUUCUUAUGUUCUUCAAAAACAUCCUGGUACAAAGUGGAGAAAGCAGCCCUGGACCAAAAACCUACAUUAUAACACAAAUUUGUGCAUCUCUGCUGGGUUCCUUAACUACCAUGAACUUCACCCAUAAAAUGGAGAUAAUGCUGUUGUUCCCUUAUCACGAAGUUGAGAUGAGGACCUAUUAGGAUAAAAAUAUGUGCAAAAAUAUCUUGGAAAUGUAAGUGCCACUAUUUUUUUUUAAUUCUCUACUUCCCUCCCUCUCUGUAUUUACCACUUGUCUGCUAAAUCAUUUCUGGCAGGGACCAUCUGGAUCAGUGAUGGUGAUUGGUGAGAUAUAACAAAAGAGGAUUAAUAAAUUAAAACUAUUGGACUUCAACAAUGAAGUAUAACUGUAAAGUGUCUGAAAAUAAGGAGAUU
Messenger RNA from Choloepus didactylus (southern two-toed sloth), 4690 nucleotides. RefSeq names its product SMAD family member 1 (gene SMAD1). Bases 960 to 2357 code for a protein of 465 amino acids. Gene Ontology annotation, cellular component: heteromeric SMAD protein complex. The record is from RefSeq and is a predicted model, not a curated record. The transcript is spliced from 7 exons. Gene Ontology annotation, biological process: transforming growth factor beta receptor signaling pathway; BMP signaling pathway; anatomical structure morphogenesis. Lineage: Eukaryota; Metazoa; Chordata; Mammalia; Pilosa; Megalonychidae. Gene Ontology annotation, molecular function: RNA polymerase II cis-regulatory region sequence-specific DNA binding; DNA-binding transcription factor activity, RNA polymerase II-specific; I-SMAD binding.